UACCUGGGCGGGGCGCGCCGUGGUUGGCGGCGGCGGGGGCCGAGCCCCCGGAAGAGCCCGCGACUCAGCCAGAGCAACAGGCGGCCGUCUGGGGGCUGGAGCUGGGGUGGACCGGGCCCGCCAUGGACAAGCUGAAGAAGGUGCUGAGCGGGCAGGACACCGAGGACCGGGGCGGCCUGUCCGAGGUUGUUGAGGCAACUUCAUUAAGCUCGGGCACCAGAAUAAAAGGCUUCAUUGCCUGUUUUGCUGCAGGAAUUCUCUGCUCACUGCUGGGAACUCUUCUGCUCUGGGUGCCCAGGAAGGGACUGUACCUCUUCGCAGUGUUUUACACCUUUGGUAACAUCGCAUCUCUUGGGAGCACUGUCUUCCUCAUGGGACCAGUGAAACAGCUGAAGCGAAUGGUAGAGCCUACGCGUUUGAUUGCAACCAUCAUGGUGCUGUUGUGCAUUGCGCUUACCCUGUGUUCUGCCUUUUGGUGGCACAACAGAGGGCUUGCUCUCAUCUUCUGCAUUUUGCAAUCUCUGGCCCUGACGUGGUAUAGCCUUUCCUACAUACCAUUCGCAAGGGAUGCUGUGAAGAAGUGUUUUGCUGCAUGUCUUGCAUAACAUACGGCCGGUUUUGCAAAGCUUUGGAAGGCAUGGUGGAUGGAAGCUCGUGGACCGUGUUGUAAAUAUCUUCUAAAUCUCUGUCUCACAGACAUGUGCCUUUGAUCUUGCAGCGACAUGCUGCUUGCAUUCUGAACACCUGAGGGUUGCUUUUGGAGGCAACGGUGUGUUCCCAAACCCAAAUGUCUGUAGCACGAUAUGAGAGGUGGGUUCUGUAUCUGAUGGAGUGGAAUCUUCCUCACGCGCCUUUGCAUGGUGUUCCACUGAGUUCUCGUAAAUAAAAACCUUGUUAAGCUGCAGCAGAUAAGCCUUGGGGGCCAGUGAUUCCCAGCUGGCAACAGGCCGCCCAGUUGGAGUCACAGGGGUGCAACAGGAAGGGAUAGAGUUUGGGGGUCUACAGGGACUUCAUAGAUUUGUUCCUCAGUGUGGCAUCCGUCACCCCUGCCCCACACAGUGUGGACACGCUUCUACUCUGGUGUCUGGGAACAAGUGCUUCUGCCCUCCUGACAGCUGCACACGAGCCCGUGGAGAGUCUGGCCGUGGACUGAAGUAGAAAAGGAGCACUUUUUGGUGAUGUGUGUUGUUUUUAGAGCUGAGCUGUGGCUGUUUUGCUGUUCUGAUUCCAUCCCUGCCCAUGGAAUGUAUUUUCUAACAUUCAGUGCACACUUUUUUUCUCUUGGGUUUUUCUUUCUUUCCCUCGCCCCGCCCCGUAUCUUUACUCUUGAUCUCCUGGAACGAGAUUGAGAGAGAACAAAGCAGCAGCAGCAAACACUACUGCUUCCUUUUGGACAAGACCUGGGAGGAGGUGAAAAAUCUUGCUGCUCUCUGCUGUAUUUUUUUCCCCCCAUUAUUUAUAAAUGUUUGCUUUUAAACUGAUUUUGUUUUCCGUUCUCCCCUAGAAUGGGGCCAGGGGAGAGUAGGUGGGAAGACAGAGCCCCGCUGUGGAGCCAGCAGGAAGUAGGCACACCUGCCCAGUGACCUUUAAACAGUCCCAGCGUUUGCAGUGGAGCCCAUGCUGGAAACAGUGGGAGAAGACACCAGGGGCUGCGGGGUGGCCAUAUUGCAGCUUGAUGUCUGGCCACAGACAAAGUGCUUUCAUGUCCCUGAUCUUGUCUAGUCCUUGUAAGAGCCUUGUGAUGAAGCAGGGAUUGUUAUCCCACCAGGCAGUCAAGGAAAUCAAGGCUCAGAGAAGUUACGAGAUCCGCCCAAAGCCACAGUCGAUGGCAGAACUGAGCCCCAAGCCUGGGUGCCCCAGCUUUGGUCCCCUUCAUGACACCGCAUUUUCCCGGUGUGACUCUGGUGUUACCUCCUGUAACUGUUUUCCCUGUUUUCAUCAGCCAAGCCUGUGCCUUUUCUGGUUGCAAUCUCUCUACGUCAUUGUAUCUUCUCCUGCUCAGUCUCCCUUUGGGAAGCUUCCUCUUGGAUCUGUAGGCUCUCUAUCAGUCCUUUUGUGCCCUUUUGCUCCACCUUGCGGCCUGACCAUCAGAAUGCUCUAUCUUGAUCGUUGGAGUUCUUGGCAUUACAGGACCUCCAACGUCACCUCCAGAGGAGAAGUCUGUUUGGGUUUGCCUUUCUGUUCUUCACCCAGGUUGGCCGGUCCACUCAGGCUCUUGCUCUGGGAACCUCCAAACCAAAGGCAGUGGUCCACUGCUUGUCUCCUUGCUUGUGGCUAAUUGCUGAAUCCAUUUUCCUGCUGCAGCCAAGACCUCAGACCGGUGAGGCUUUUCUUCUGAACUGGGGAGGUAUGAAUAGGCCUGACGGGGCCAGAGUGAGGAGCCAGUGCUACUGGGUCAUUUUCUAGGCUGUUGAGGGCAUCCUGUCUUCUGCUGAGGCCCCUAACCUACCUUCAGCCAGGAGUGGAAAGUAGAUGCUACCGUCUGGCUUGUGUGGGGUUCCUUCACAGUCCAGGUGCUUCCAGGAGACAGCUCAGCUCUCAGAAGGGCUCUGUGAAGGGGGUCAGAAGUCGUCUUCUCUUUAGAGCUGAUGUGAGGCUAGCCUGGUCACUAUGAGCUUCAAAUAGCCUGGAGUAAUACACCUAAAAGGCUGACCCCUCUGGGCCCUUUUCAGAGGCUGGACUUGACUUUGUGAGACAUGAGGUUAAGAUGUCACCAGGCCUGUAUAAUGUAGUGGUGGUGAACGUGGGCUGUGAAGUCAAGCAGGUCUGGGUGUGAGUUGUGGUUCAGUCACCUGCUAGUGUCGUGUUGAACAAGCUCCUUAACCUCUGGUCCUCACGUCGCUCUAAAAAUAAUGGGGAUAAUGAUUCCUGCCGGAUCAUCACAGGAUGUCAAUGAGAAACGUGUCAAGUGCUUAGCAUGGGACCCAGCAUAGGUAAAUGACAUCUCGGUUAAAGGUGGGUAUUAUUAUUUAAUCCCGGAAAUAAUGGAUGACCAUUGAAGGUGAUAGGGUGACUAUCUCUGGCCAUUAAUUUAUCUAAAAAAGCUUAUUUGGUAGUACGUGCCCGGCACUGUAGACAUUGCCACGCACUAUCUCAUUGAAUAUUCACAGUCACUUUGCCAGGCUAGCAGUCUUGUUUCCAUUAUUAGAGAAGGAACAGCCUCAGAGCGGGUAAGGGGUCUGUACCAGAUCUCACCAGCCGAGGGCGCUACCUCUUGCAUGAAAGCUCCUGCUUUGCCUUAACUCUGGAGACCUGUGGCCAGUUUGUUCAGACAGCUCCAGUCCGGACACCUUGGCAGCUUGUGGGUGAUCCCGCCUUCCAGGAUCUUCCAGACUCCAAAAUUUUUCCUUCUGCCGCCUUACCCUUUGGUUGCUUCCCUACCUGUUUUUGUCUGCCGGACUGUAGGAGUAAGAAAUCCAUUUCAGAUGUGCUGAAAGCUGUUACCAAGCAACUGUGCUGGUUAAAAGCAAUCUCGUGGGUGAGAUGAAGAGUGGAGAGUUAGGGUUUUAGGUCCUGUGGUUGGUCGUGGUCUCUCUUUCCCUGCUCCCCUGCCUUCUAUCCUACCCCGUUCACUGCUGGGUGAAGGAGAGAUCCUUGCAUUUUGGAAUGAAGGGAACCGUUGAGGUAGCUCUUUUGCAGACAAGGAAUGUGUUCGUGCAAGGCUGUGCUUCCCACAGCUGGGUGGGAGCGCUGGCCUGAGCGCUCUUCCCUGGCUGUGUUGGCCUGUGACCGCUGUGUUGGGAGCAGCACGGCUCUCCAGACUUGGAGAGCCGGCUUCCAGGGCUCUUGACCCUCUCUGCCUUCUCCCCACCCCUUAGAGACUGGGCGGGUCUGCUGACUAACCCACUGCUUCCCAUCUCCUCCUGUCUCGCUGUCUGAGAGGUCUCCGCUUUUGCCCGAUGUGCUCGGGGGAACCUCUGGCUCUCCAGCCCCUCUGCGUGGCUGUGCCUGUGGCCACUGCUGCUGAGACCCGGCCCGAGGUUCCUGCUCUCCCUCCCUCCCACAGACGGGCCGUCUCGUCCUGGGGAAGGACCGACCACUGUCCGCAGCUGAGCAUUCUCACUGGCUUCCCUGUCUCAGUGCUUGGAGCCCCUGGGCAUCAGGGCGUCACGCCUGUAUGGUGACUGUGGGUUAUACACCUGAGUGCUACCUGCCACCCUAAUCAGUACAUGCUCAGGGAGCAGGAAAUACAACCAUGAAAUGCAUCUAAAUAAAAUUACUUUUGGAUACUUCUGUUAGAAAAGAUAAUUAAGAAGUGGGUCAUACCUUAAAAAAAACAAAAAGGGGUAUGGGGAUACCGGUUUGGCUGCUUCUGCUUUUGAUAGCUCCACGAGAGUGACAUGUGCUGGAACACGUGUGAUGAGCCUUGGUGGAAUGAACUAGGGAAUGGAGCUGCAGCCCUGUGGCUGCGGGGUCCUUUUUCUAUGGGGCCGCCUACACCAGUCUUGCCUUCUUGUCUCUUUCCUUAGAUAACUUCUGACUAGAGUCUGCUGUAGGAUUACAGAUACUUCAAAAUCCACAACCCAUCCUUCAACUUCAUUUUCAGCAAAUCAACAACAAGGACAGAAAUCAGUGUUUAAGGUUUAUAGAGCCAUGUUGCUAGAUUACAGGCAUUGUUCUUUUGGUUUUAAAAAUCCAAGACUUUUUAAGAUAAGUUUGAAGAUGUGCAGUAGCUUCCUUGCAGAUAGCAUUUUUAAAAAAGCGAACAGACCUUCACCUGAAGUUAAAUACUGAUUGAUAUCUGUGUAGCUCUCGGUAAGAUUAACAAAAGAAUUUACAUUUAGAAGUCUAAAUUUUUUAGCAAUUUAUAUUUAAAAAGUUGGGGGAUUAAAUCAUGUGACUUUUGAGCACCUUCUAAUUCAUAAUUUGAUGCAAUGCUGAGAUCUGGAGGAUUUUUUGUCAAGUGAAGAGGAGAGUGCCGUGCAGUGUUCUUGCCUCCGGUUUACUUGAGAUAGGGCAUUUAGUCCCACUUUUCGGUUAUUUCUAGUUCUACCCUGAAUGCAUAGGUGACACUCCUAAGCCCCUGGUACACUUAAGCUUUGCCGUUGAUGGCUCAGAUUUCUGUCCCUUGACCUCACAAAGGGCCCCACAAAGCACCGGCAGAGGUCUCACCACGGAGCUUGUGAACAGAGCCCACGGUCCGUCAGAGCCUUUGUUACUGUAAAUUGACUGAAUAAAAUUAUGUCCUUCUUAGCAGGAGCUGAUAAGCUGACGAUGGGCUUGGAAAUGUACAAAACAUUUCCUAUAGACGGGAUGAGCUGAAAGCAGGAAAGAGUGUGUUCACUAGACAGGAGGAACAUGGCUAUUUGGAGUGAAAGGUCAGUCCACAGCAUCAUAAUAAACAAUUACUACUGAUGUGUAUAUUCACAACAAAGUAAUGACACUACACUUAAUAAACAGCACCAAAAAAUAGACAUAGCAUGGACAAAAGUUCCCUGAUAUACAUGGCUGCCUAGACUUAAUAUCCUUGUGGAUCCUUGGGAGGCAUCCUUUGAGACCAAACUGAGACUUGUCAGAGAAUGUUGGUCUCUGCCUGUUGAACUUCCAUACUGCAAGAAGAAGUAAUGAGCCUUAAGUACAGAUGAACCUUGUGUAAUGUCUUAAAGGAGAACCAUAGUUUACAUGCAAUCUUGUGGUCUUUUUGCUAUGAGAAGUGCUUAUUUUGCCCUUUUCAAUGUUUUUGCUUGACUUCGCCAUUUGGAACAAGGAAAAAAAAAAAAUUAAAACCUCUGAACUCUGAUCUUUCGCUGCUUUUGUACAUUCUGAUUGCACAGUUGAGGGUAAGGAUGUUCAGAAGCCCAUGGGGAAUUUAUAUGCUUUCAGAACGUUGUGCCUGUUUUAGUAUGAUGAGCUUUUAAAACACUUUGUUAAAACAUCAAUUUUUGUAACUGUAUAGAUACUCAGCUAAUUUUGAAUGCUGCUGGUGGCAUACCUAAAUUUUCAUAUUGCAAAAUACAUUCUUGUGUGCUGCUUUUCCUACCUUGAGAUGCUGUUUCAUACAGUGAAGAUUGUUUUCUUUUUACUAACUCAUUUCAGAGAAAGAAUUUUACUGUUAAGUAAGCUGUUUUUUUCCCCCAAAUAUCACAAAACAAUUCUU
Molecule: messenger RNA, 6097 nt
Organism: Eubalaena glacialis (North Atlantic right whale)
Lineage: Eukaryota; Metazoa; Chordata; Mammalia; Artiodactyla; Balaenidae
Gene: SFT2D2
Product: SFT2 domain containing 2
Exons: 8
Coding region: 123-605 (160 amino acids)
Biological process (GO): vesicle-mediated transport
Cellular component (GO): membrane
Source: RefSeq, a predicted model, not a curated record